AUGUUACAUUUCAAUCCAUAUAAACGUAUCACAGCACUUGAUGCAUUAAAACAUCCUUAUGUUCGUAGAUUUUAUUGUCCAAAUGAAAUAAUGAUAAUGAGUCAUCAUGUUACUCCACCGUUAGAUGAUAAUGUACAAUUGACUGUAUCUGAAUACCGGGAUAGAUUAUAUCAGAUGAUUCGUUCAAAAAGACCAGAGACAACAAUAUUACAUGAGAAUAAUAAUAUGUCCAAAAUUGAUCUUAAUGUUGUUAAAUCGUCAAAGCAUGAAUUAUCUUCAAUUCCUAUAUCAAUUGAUCAUAAAUCAAUUCAACAAAUCAAUAUAUCAUUGAAUCCCUUUAACACAAAACAAUCAAUACAACAGCUUAAAAAUAAUCAUGAUAAUUGUACAACACCAUUCCAAGUACAAGUUGAUUUAAUGCAAUUAAAAGUACAAAAUAAUCAAUCAAUAAUUGAUUCUAAUAAAAUACCAAUUACUAAAUUAACGACAAUGUCAACAACAACAACAACAACGACAACCUUUUCGAUUAGUAGUGAUAAUAAUGACAAUACUAAAAGUAUGAAUAAUAAUAAUGAUACCAUGACAAAACCAAGUUCACAACGAUUAUGUAAUCAACAGAUUAUUCAUAAGCAUAAUACUGUUAAUACAUAUAAAAAUGAUUAUGAUAACUAUUAUGAGAAUGAUAACGAUGGUGAGAUUCGUAGUGUUGUACAACAGUCAACAUCACCAUUUCAACAACAUCAUUUACAACCUAUAUUGAAUAGUACAAUGAUAUAUUCCAAUUCUCCUCUCCUUAUUGGUCAUAGUAAGGGGAUACGUUCAAACUCAGUGAAUAAACUACCAACAACACAAUAUUCAACUGUCAGUCCAUUAUCACAUUCCCACAGUCAGUAUCUUACACAGGGAAAUGUUCAAACUCACUCGUACUUCAUCAUCAUCAGUCAUCGAAUUGCGGCUUCCAUCAGAGUGAUAGUAAUUCAAGUGUCAUCGGUAGUGGUAGCUCUCAACAGUCACUUCCGUGUCAUCAUCACCAUCAUCAUCAUAAUAAUAACAAUGUGA
Heterobilharzia americana is the source of this 1059-nucleotide messenger RNA. The record is from the annotation of a GenBank genome assembly. Lineage: Eukaryota; Metazoa; Platyhelminthes; Trematoda; Strigeidida; Schistosomatidae.